AUGUCGAAACGAAAGUCGGAAGAGCCCCUGGAGGGCUUGUUUGCCCAGGCAUCCCCAGCAAGCAAGAAAGUGCGCAUUGAAGAUGUACUUGAGGAAGAGACCCGCACCCACGGUGGUCUUGAUACGUCCCAGGCCCCAAACUCUCUGCCUACAAAUGGCGCAAGUGUUUCGGAGAGGUUGUUAGAGGAGCAGUCAGAGGAGGAGGAAGAAGUCGAAUCAGACGUCGAGGGUGACCGGCUACCAGCUGCGCCACUGCGACAAAAAGCUCCCACAGAAGGUUACGAUGAUCUUUACCUUGACACCAUCAACCGGGCCUUGCUCGAUUUCGACUUCGAGAAACUCUGCUCCGUUACCCUCUCGAACAUCAAUGUCUAUGCCUGUCUGGUUUGUGGCAAAUACUUCCAAGGACGAGGUCCAAAGUCACACGCAUAUCUCCACGCCCUCGAGGUCGAUCAUCAUGUCUUCAUCAACAUGGAGACCAAGAGAGUCUAUGUCCUCCCCGAAGGCUAUGAGGUGCACAAUAAGAGCCUGGACGAUAUCAAAUACGUGGUGGAUCCCAAAUACACGGAAGAGGAGGUCAAAAGGCUGGACAAGGACCCGAAAGAGUCAAUCGACCUUGCGCACAAGAGAUACCGGCCCGGGUUUAUGGGAAUGAACAACAUUAAAGCGAACGACUACCUCAAUGUGGUGGUGCAGGCAUUGGCGCAUAUUUCGCCCUUGAGAGAUUUCUUCCUGCUGCACGAGUUUCCUCACACGGCGUCGCAGUUGCCAGUGCGCUUCAGCACGCUGGUCCGCAAACUGUGGAACCCCAGAGCGUUUCGAUCUCACGUCUCGCCACAUGAACUGUUGCAAGAGAUUGCCCUGCGUUCGUCCAAGCGAUUUACUUUGACACGGCAAUCGGACCCUGUGGAUUUGCUCGCCUGGCUCCUCAACAACCUACACAGCACGUUAGGAGGAUCUCGCAAGCCGCUCUCGUCUCCCAUAUACAGGUGUUUCCAGGGAAAAUUGCGGGUGGAAUCACAAGAAAUCACCGCGAAAUCUGAUGCGACGGGUGAUCGGCUCAGGUUCGAGGAAUCAUCCAACAUCAAGACGGACAUGCACCCAUUCCUCAUCCUGACGCUGGAUCUCCCUCCUGUGCCUCUCUUUCGAGAUGCGAUCGAAUCGAAAAAUAUCAUCCCCCAAGUUCCACUCAACAACCUCCUACAGAAGUAUAACGGGCUGAAUGCGAUGGAGAGAGCGGCUCACCGACUGCGACAUCGACUUCUACAUCCGCUGCCGCCCUACCUUUUGUUUCACACCAAACGGUUCAGCCACAACAAAUUCGUUUCCGAGAGAAAUCCAACUAUUGUGACGUUUCCUUCGCCUCGGGGCCUAGACAUGUCGCCCUACGUUGAACCUAAUCCGGCGAUCCACCCACCCGGUGAGCCGAUCCUCUACGACAUGGUUGCGAAUAUCAUCUUGGACACGACCUCGAUCGCUAGUGCCGGCGGCGAAGACACGAAUGCCGCCGACGCUGCGAACAAAGCCGUUGGUGCAGAGGGUCAAAAGGUGGCUUGGAAGGUUCAACUUCGCGACAAGGCUGUUGCGUAUACUCAGCGCACCGAUCUCCCGGAAUGGCUGGAGAUCCAAGAUCUCUGGGUCGAACGUGCAGAGCCCGAGACGCUUUUCACCAGAGAGGGCUACCUGAUGGUGUGGGAGCGGAGGAGAGAAAAGAAGAAAGCAAAGCAAACGAACGGAGCCUGA
Messenger RNA from Fonsecaea erecta, 1743 nucleotides. RefSeq lists its product as hypothetical. The record is from RefSeq and is a predicted model, not a curated record. The transcript has a single exon. Gene Ontology annotation, molecular function: cysteine-type deubiquitinase activity; zinc ion binding. Bases 1 to 1743 code for a protein of 580 amino acids. Gene Ontology annotation, biological process: protein deubiquitination; mRNA processing; spliceosomal complex assembly. NCBI's taxonomy places the organism in Eukaryota, Fungi, Ascomycota, Eurotiomycetes, Chaetothyriales, Herpotrichiellaceae.